Molecule: messenger RNA, 2291 nt
Organism: Drosophila simulans
Lineage: Eukaryota; Metazoa; Arthropoda; Insecta; Diptera; Drosophilidae
Product: protein embryonic gonad
Exons: 2
Coding region: 758-1666 (302 amino acids)
Biological process (GO): regulation of DNA-templated transcription
Molecular function (GO): sequence-specific DNA binding; zinc ion binding; DNA-binding transcription factor activity
Source: RefSeq, a predicted model, not a curated record
UAUAAGUAGAUACGUGUGCGCAGAGGCCACAAUACACGGCUCACCUUCAAGUAGCAUGGGAAAAAGUGCAAAAUUCAGAGCAGUCCGCAGGGGAAGGGUGAUGGAUCCAUAUAUAGAGCUAGGUAAGCCCCAAGGCGAACACAAUUGUGAACUGCAGUCAAUCAAAUAAGAAUUACAUGCAUAUUAGAUGAGUCAGCGCAAUCGCAACAAAAGUCGCAGACACCCAUCAAACACCACUCAAAGUUGAACUUCAAAAUCAACUGGGGGCAAGUUUUCCAGCUCCAACGUGAGUUGGCACGGCUCCAAAACAAAGGCAGCCAGCUGUUUUACGUUAAAUGGAGCACGAAGAGCAGUUUCUUUUUCUUAUCUUCACAAUACACGCUGUCUCCCAAGUAGUUGGCCAAAUUAUUGACGCAUAUUUUGUAACUUCAGCAAGUUCAAUGGGUGGAGCACUACAUCGACAGGUGCAAAUCGGAGCCAACAAUGGGGAGAAAUCAAUAAACAAUUGUGAGAGGUGCUAAGUGAAUUAUCUGAUAUAGACUUUCUUCAGUUUUCGGAAAGCAUUCUCACACGGAUUUAUAACCGACUAAUGAGAUAUUUCUUGGCAUUAUUUAACUUGAUUUAAUCCUUUUUCGGUCGUACUUAUAACAACAUUGCGGCGAUAGCAGGAUGUAAGCACAACGGAGAUUGCGUGAUUAACAAGAAGAACAGAACGGCCUGCAAAGCGUGUCGCCUGCGCAAGUGCCUCCUGGUCGGAAUGUCCAAGAGUGGCUCCCGCUACGGUCGCCGGUCCAACUGGUUCAAGAUCCACUGCCUGUUGCAGGAGCAGCAGACGACGUCGGGCCUCGGUGGAGGGAGCUCCGUGGGAAGCGGAUCAGGCGGCGGAGUGAGCAGUGCGAGUCUGGAGCAGCUGGCACGAUUGCAGCAGGCCAGUAACCAGGCGCGGCAAACCUAUCAGGACAAGACCAAUCCCUGCAUCAAGUCAGCCACGGCGACAUCACCCAGAAUCGAGGGUGCGGCAGUGGGCACGGGAAUCGGUGGCGGCGCCUCGCCGUCAUUCCUGCAAGCGGCGAAACUCCACCACCAGCGACAGUUAAAGCUCGAGUCCCGCCUUAGCAACACUCCCAGCGAUUCAGGAGCAUCUUCGGCGGGAGAUCCCAAUGAAGAUGGUGCAACCAGCGUCCUCAGUGGCCAGAUCGCAACACCAUCAUCCACCAACGCCACCAGCCUGCCCAAGCUGGAUCUGCGGCAUCCGAACUUUCCGGCCACCUCGGAGCCGGAUGCUGAUAUGCAGCGGCAGCGCCACCAGGAGCUGCUCGAGAUCUUUCGCAGUCACUCGGAACCGCUAUACAGCUCCUUUGCCCCAUUCAGCCACCUGCCACCUGUGCUGCUCGCCGCCGGAGUUCCGCAGCUGCCCAUUUUCAAGGAUCAGUUUAAGGCUGAGCUGCUGUUUCCGACGACCAGCAGUCCGGAGCUCGAAGAGCCCAUCGAUCUGUCCUUUAGAUCCCGAGCAGACCCUGCGAGUCCGAUGGCCCACAACUCCAAUAGUCCCAGUUUAAGUGAGCCAGCUGCGGCGACCCACUGUUUGGGGGAAUCGCCAAACUUCGUCCGAAAGUCCACGCCCCUUGAUCUCACCCUGGUGAGGUCACAAACGUUGACAGGCUGAGAUCAUCUCGUGAUUGCCGGAGAAUUCGCUCGAGUGCCAAAAUAAUUUUGAAAACCAUAGGCUUAGGUAUGUAAAAAGUAUUUUAUCAACUUGAGAGAUGAGUUAGAUGGGUUUCAGGAUGAUGAUUGAUUGCGGUGACAUUACUUUUGCUUACUAGUAAAUGUAUAAUUACUUUUUGGAAGUCCACGUUACUAUUACAAUAAUAAAUAACAAAUCAAUAAAUUAUUUAAAAAUUGUUGUAAUUUCCCACCUACUUGAAACAUGAACUACAACAAACAUAAGCAGCAUUUUAAAAUGCCGAAAGACAUUAAACAUUUUGGUGCCAGUAAAAAUGAUGUACAAAUAUCCAUAUUAUUAUUCAUAACUAUAGCUCAAUGACCUUAAGCAACCUUAAAAUAAUUAAGUUUAUUAACUUGAUAUAUGUAUAAUACAAUACUUAGCCCAAUUUACUUUGCUUUUAUUUUCAUUGUUUUCUUAACUUAUAUAUAGGAAUUCUUUAAGACUCAGAUAGGGAAUAUUAAUUUAGAGUGUUGUUCUCGUAUUAACCUUAUGUUUGUUUUAUUAUUUUUAAAUUAUUUAUUUUCUUAGAAAGUUAAGAAUAUUAAAGUGUAAAUGAGGAAACAAA